Opisthocomus hoazin is the source of this 807-nucleotide messenger RNA. Lineage: Eukaryota; Metazoa; Chordata; Aves; Opisthocomiformes; Opisthocomidae. The record is from RefSeq and is a predicted model, not a curated record.
AUGCCCGAAUCUGGUGUUGCCAACGAUGCGCGCGGCAGCAAAAAGCUCCGAGUGCUCUCGGGGAUCAUGUUAGUCUAUGACAUCACCAAUGAAAAAUCUUUUGAAAAUAUUCGGAACUGGGUCAGGAAUAUUGAAGAGCACGCCUCUCCAGAUGUGGAAAAAAUGAUCCUCGGGAACAAAUGUGAUGCAAAUGACAAGCGACAAGUUUCUAGAGAGCAGGGGGAGAAGCUUGCCGCAAGUUUUGGAAUUAAAUUUAUGAAGACCUGUGCAAAAGCUAAUAUAAACAUAGAGAAUGCAUUUUUCACUCUUGCAAGAGAUAUCAAAGCAAAAAUGGACAAGAAGUUGGAAGGCAAUAGCCCGCAAGGCAGCAACCAGGGAGUCAAAAUCACACCAGACCAGCAAAAGAAAAGCAGCUUUUUCCGAUGUGUUCUUCUGUGAGGGACACGGCCUUAAGCUGAGCACCUGCUCAACGGGACUGGACUGUGCCUGUUCUGAGGGAGAGUUCCUCUGGCUGUGGACUUAGCAUUUUCAGCAUACCUUGUCACUUUGUGACCAUCUGAAUAAGAAAUUGUUUAUUUUAGUAACUGUCUGACUCUUCAAUUUUGGAGAUGAAACAAGUUUAUUUUUGUCAGAUUGCCACUGGGCGUGCGCAUUGUCUAGCAGAGGGAGGACAGAUCAGAUGUGACCUGUCAUACAGCACCUUCGCUGACAGGCUUCAAUCUUUUUGGUCUUGGCUGUGAUGUAUCCAAAUUAGAAAGAUUAAGUUCUGAUCAAAAUAAGAAACUGAAAUGCCAACACUGAUAAAGU